AUGGAGGGCCUCGCCUGUAAUGGGUCCUUCGAUAUGUACGUCUGCUGGGACUACGCUGCACCCAACACCACUGCCCGCGCUUCCUGCCCCUGGUACCUGCCCUGGCACCGUCACGUGGCUGCAGGCUUUGUCCUCCGCCAGUGUGGCAGUGAUGGCCAAUGGGGACCUUGGAGAGACCAUUCUCAGUGUGAGAACCCAGAGGAGGAUGGGACCUAUCAGAACCAAAUGCUGAUCUUGGAGCGGCUACAGGUCGUGUACACCGUGGGCUACUCCCUGUCCCUGGCCGCGCUGCUGCUGGCCCUGCUCAUCUUGAGUUUCUUCAGGCGGCUGCACUGCACGCGCAACUACAUUCACAUCAACCUGUUCACGUCUUUCAUGCUCCGGGCAGCAGCCAUCCUCACCCGAGACCGGCUGCUACCUCCAGCGAGCCCCGCACCCGGGGACCAGGCCCCUAUCCUGUGGGACCAGGCUCUAGCCCCCUGCAGAACGGCCCAGAUCGUGACCCAGUACUGCGUGGGCGCCAACUACACCUGGCUGCUGGUGGAGGGCAUCUAUCUGCACAGCCUCCUGGUGCUCGUGGGAGGCUCCGAGGGGGGCCCCUUCCGCGGCUACCUGCUCUUCGGCUGGGGUGAGCCCCGACCCUGUCCCCUGCCCGCCCGGCCCAGCGCACCACCGCUCCCCGACGACCCUGCUGGUCGGCUUCAGGGCUCUCUCCCUGUCUCUAGGCUUUUGCCUUCCCAUCUCAGCGGGGGAAUUCCGCGGGUCUUGGGCCGGGCGAGGCCCGCGCGCGUGCUGACAGCUGCGGCGGGGUGGGGGGUGGGGGUCGGGGUCUGCACAGGGGCCCCCGCGCUUUUCGUCAUUCCCUGGGUGAUCGUCAGUCGCUUCCACCUGACGCUGGUGCCGCUGCUGGGCGUCCACGAGAUGGUGUUUGUCCCUGUGACCGAGGAACAAGUCCGGGGCCACCUGCGCUUCGCCAAGCUCGGCUUUCAAGAUGGCCUGCUGGUCAGCUUCCUCUACUGCUUCAUCAACAAGGAGGUGCAGUCGGAGAUCCGCCGAGGUUGGCACCGCUGCCGCCUGCGCCGCAGCCUAGGAGAGGAGCCGCACCAGCCCCCACAGCGUGCCUCUCUGACCCUGCAGUUGAGCUCCGGACCCAGACAGGUCGCCACUGGCCGUGCCCUGUCCUCGGGGAACCUCCCAGGGCCUGGGGAUGAGGCCAGCCGGGUCUUGGAAAGUUACUGCUAGGCAGCGGGAUUCCUGCGAUCAGUUAGCAUGUAUUUAUUGAGCGCCUACUGUGUACCAGGCCCCUUGUGGAGGGAGGGCGCUGCGGAAAUGGGGUGGAAGGAAACAGAGAAAGGCCCCUAGAGUUCAAAAUUGCGUGGUGGAAACAGACCCUUAAGACAAUACAUGGUUAUAUAUAGGCUGUGGAGUGGAAUGGCUUAUGAAGGAAAAUUAGAAGGGGGCGUAUGGUGGUCAGGGAGGGCAUCUCUGAGGAGGUAACAUUUAAGCCAUACCUGCCAGAGGUGCAGGAGACAACUGGUAGGCAAGAUUCUAGGCAGAAGGAACAGCAUCUGCAGAGGCCCUGGGCAGGAAGGAACUUGGCCAUGUCUUAGGAGCAGACAGGUGGCCUGCAUGGCUGGCGCUGGGAUGAGUCAGAGACAAAUGGAGAGAGAAGUGAGCAGGGGCAAAGAGUUGGGAUUUUAUUCCAGGUGCACUGAAAACUCUUAGCAGGAGCAUCUCAUGGGCUAAUGUGUGUAUGUGUGUGUGUGUUUUAUUAAUUGCGAAACAUCAACUUGUUGUUCCACGUA
This is a messenger RNA of Myotis lucifugus (little brown bat), 1805 nucleotides long. RefSeq names its product gastric inhibitory polypeptide receptor (gene GIPR). Gene Ontology annotation, cellular component: plasma membrane. Gene Ontology annotation, biological process: cell surface receptor signaling pathway; adenylate cyclase-modulating G protein-coupled receptor signaling pathway. Gene Ontology annotation, molecular function: gastric inhibitory peptide receptor activity; peptide hormone binding; G protein-coupled peptide receptor activity. The record is from RefSeq and is a predicted model, not a curated record. Lineage: Eukaryota; Metazoa; Chordata; Mammalia; Chiroptera; Vespertilionidae.